Arvicola amphibius (Eurasian water vole) is the source of this 2937-nucleotide messenger RNA. Its product is annotated as carcinoembryonic antigen-related cell adhesion molecule 1-like. Lineage: Eukaryota; Metazoa; Chordata; Mammalia; Rodentia; Cricetidae. Gene Ontology annotation, molecular function: protein tyrosine kinase binding. Gene Ontology annotation, biological process: regulation of immune system process; signal transduction. Bases 63 to 1448 code for a protein of 461 amino acids. The transcript has 7 exons. Gene Ontology annotation, cellular component: cell surface; plasma membrane. The record is from RefSeq and is a predicted model, not a curated record.
UUGGCAGCAGCCUGAGAGGCAAACCUCCUGUCCAGAGGAAGAGCCUAGGCCACAGCAGAGACAUGGAGAUCUCAGCCCCUCUCCACAAAAGGCAGCUACCCUGGAGGGGACUCCUGCUGGCAGCCUCACUUUUGAUCUUCUGGAGCUCUCCCUCCAUGGCCCAAGUCACUGUGGAAGCAGUUCCGCCCCACGUUGCUGAAGGGGCAGAUGUUCUUCUACUCGUCCAUAAUCUGCCAGAGACACCCCGAGUCUUUUACUGGUACAAGGGAGAAAAUACAGACAACAGUAAUGAAAUUACACGAUUUAUAACGUCACCUAGCUCAAUUACACUAGGGCCUGCAUACAGUGGCAGAGAGACAAUAUACCCCAAUGGAUCCCUGCUCUUCCAGAACGUCACUCAGAAUGACGCCGGAGCCUACACGUUGCAAAUGCUAAUGCAAAGCUUUGAUUAUAGGAAAGUAUCCGUGCCAUUCCAUGUCCACCCACUGCUACCCAAGCCCAGCAUCACAAGCAACAAUUCCAAUCCCAUGGAGGGUGAGGAUGCAAUAGCAUUAAUGUGUGAGCCUGAGACUGAGAAUACAAACUACCUGUGGAGGAGAAAUGGCCAGAGCCUCUCAGAAGGUGACAGGCUGAAGCUGUCUGAGGGCAACAGGACUCUCACUUUACUCAGUGUUGUGAGGAAUGACACAGGAGCCUAUGAGUGUGAAACCCAGAACCCAGUGAGCACUGCCCGAAGUGAUCCAUUCACUCUGAACAUUACCUAUGGUCCAGAUGUCCCGAUCAUAUCCCCCUCAAAUACUCAUUUUCAUUUAAGGACAAACCUCAGCCUCUCCUGUCAAGCAGCCUCUAACCCACCCGCACUGUACUCUUGGUUUGUCAAUGGAGAGCUCCUGUCAUCCUCCCAAGAGCUCCUUAUCCCCAACAUCACUACUAAAAAUAGUGGAUCCUAUACCUGCUUCGUCUAUAACUCUGUCACUGGCCUCAAUAAGACCACAGUCAAGAACAUUACAGUCCUUGAGCCAGUGACUACACCCUCCAUCCAAGUCAGCAACACCACAGUCAAAGAACUGGACUCUGUCUCCCUGAACUGCUCCUCAAAUGACACUGGGAUCUCCAUCCAUUGGCUCUUCAAUGGCCAGAGUCUGGGGCUCACAGAUAGAAUGAAGCUGUCCCUGGACAACAGCACCCUCAGCAUAGACCCUGUCAGGAGGGAGGAUGCUGGGGAGUAUCAGUGUGAGGUCUCCAAUCCAGUCAGUUCUGAGAGGAGUGACCCCAUCCAACUGAAAAUAAUAGGUGAAUCUGGGCCCUCUGGCAACUCUCCUAAUGAGGUGGAUGACGUGACAUACACCGUCCUGAACAUCAACGGCCAGACACACAAACCACCAACUUCAGCUUCUCCAUCUUCAAGAGCCACAGAAACCACUUAUUCAGAAAUAAAAAAGAAGUGAUCAUGGCCUGUCAUGCUGGCUACACCAAUGAUGCAUUUCCAGAAUCUCUCCCUCACUAGAAGAUCUCUGUACCAUGAGAUGAGGAAACACAUGUGUGUAUGCGCACACAAACACACACAUACAUACACAGCUCCGGGUGGCAGCCUCUUCUUCAGUAUCAAUAGAAGGAACAAUGUAUUCUGGAGCCUACAGGAAACCCAACCUUUCUUGGAACUGAAACUUGGCUGAGAAAAGGGCAUCAAAGCUGCCCACCCUCCACUCCCCUAGCCAUGGCUUGUUUUAAAUGACCUAUUCAGAGCACAGUCAUUCUCCCCAGCUCCAGUCCUGUCCUAGCACAGUCUGACUUGAAUUCCCAUAACCCUGGACGUCACCUAAGUGCUAAUGCCAAAAAACAAAGGACAAGCAGGAAACGGGCAUUCCUGCGUCUUUAAAGCCCGAUGUGAAGCCAUCGUACACGGGAAGAUCAAGUCUCAGACAGAGGUCUCAGGAAAUCUCCACGCCAACAACUCAUGCUUGCCCGGCUGUGGCAUCAGGGGCUCUGUAUGUUGUGCAUUUACACCUGAGCCCACCUCUGAGAAACCACUUUCUCCAGAAAACCCACUCAAUGCAGCUAGCAAAGCUCUUUGGCAGCAUCCACGGCCAUUGCUAACGCAGAGUGCAGGUGCAAAGACAGCAUCUCUAGUCUCUACCAGGAAGGAGUCCAGAAAAGCAGGGCUGGUGAACUGACAGGCUCCUGGAAUCUAAAAAUGGAACAGAAAGAUACCCUCCAUGGAGCACUGAGAUUGUUUUAAAAGAAGCCAUAUUUGGAGGUACUGGAGUUUUCUUCUCUGCAAGACAACCCACUACUUGAAGUUUUGUAACUGCUGACUUGGCUCAGUGUGUGAGUUGAUAAGUCUGCCUUAGGGGCAAGAAGCCACUGCACCUCUGGCUCCCUUGGCCGGGAUCAGAAGGCCUCUCAAGCCCUUUUGAUCAAGAGUUCCAAACCAAAAAUGAAUAAAUGAAUAACAAGGCAAUCACUUGCAGAAACACUGCCUAGUGUAGAGCUAAGCCUCCUACUUUGCUGAAUUUGUCAGAAAAGCCUGACUUUUCCUUUCCCCAUGUCUUCACCUUUAUUUUUGGGCACUGGUCAGAGCCUACACAAUAUUUCUCUGCCACUCUGGGCUUCCUUGCUCUCUCCCUGGAGAUCACCCGCCCCCACCCUGUGCAGCUGCCAGCUGAAAUCUUGCCUGACUCAAAGGCCAGCCAUUCCUCCUCCACUCCAACCCCUCUCCAGGCUGAUGCUGAGGUUUCCAGCUUGUCUGCCUUGCUGUUUUGCUUUUAAACUCUACCAAAAUCUGUCCUCGGUUUCAACAACUAACAACAGACUUUCCUCAUUCCCAGCCCGCUCCUGGAGAUUUAAGACCAGCCCCAACUACCCUUCUGCAGUGUUUCUGCCUGUGCAUUGUUUGCCCUUACUUUGGCUUCUCUUUCUGACUUUAAUUUUUUGAGA